AUGAAGUCCACGACGGCCGCCAGAGCUGUGCUUGAAAUGAACCCCGAGGUGAACAUCGCCGUACACGAAAACAGAGUGGGUCCAGAGACCGAGAAAGUCUACAACGACGACUUCUUCGAAUCUCUGGACGGCGUGGCCAAUGCGCUGGACAACGUGAACGCACGCCAGUACAUGGACAAACGCUGCGUGUAUUACCGGAAGCCCCUGCUCGAGUCUGGCACUAUGGGAACCAAGGGCAACGUGCAGGUCGUGAAGCCCGACAUGACGGAGUCCUAUUCGUCGUCCCACGACCCUCCCGAAAAAUCGAUACCUGUCUGCACCAUCAAGCAUUUCCCCAACAACAUCGAGCACACCCUGCAGUGGGCACGAGAUGAAUUUGAGGGUCUGUUCAAGCAGGUGGCCUCAAACGCCGUCCAGUACUUAAAUGACCCCGAGUUUCUUCCGAAAAUGACGCGAAGGCUACCACUCAGCCAGCAGGUGGUGACGCUGGAGGAAAUAAAGAAAAUUCUGCUCGACCAGCGAGCGACAGUCUUCGACGACUGCGUUGUCUUCGCUCGGCUACGGUUCCAGGAUCAGUACGACAACCAGAUACGAUUGCUGCUUCGCAACUAUCCAGAGAAUCACACCACGAGCUCCGGUGCUCCCUUCUGGUCUGGCUUCAAACGGUGCCCUCACCCCAUUGAGUUCAACCCCAACAACGCCUUGCACAUGGAUUACAUCGUGGCUGCAGCGAACCUGCGAGCAACGAUGUUUGGCAUUCCGCGCAAUACGGACCGUGAGGCGAUCGCUGAAAUGCUCAAAGUAGUUGAAGUUCCAUUCGAUCCACUACCAAACGCGAACGUCGCCGCGGGCAACACCACCGUUGCAGUGGCACAGAGCGGUACGUGUUUAGACUCGGAUCGCGUAAACCAGCUGCUCGAGGAACUGCCGGACCAGAGUGAGCUCGGAGACGUGGAACUUACGACGCUGGAGUUUGAGAAGGACGACGACACAAACUUCCACGUGGACUUCAUCGUGGCGGCCUCCAACCUGCGUGCCGCCAACUACAACAUCGAGCCGGCCGACCGACUCAAGAGCAAGCUCAUCGCGGGCAAGAUCAUACCGGCCAUUGCCACCACCACAUCGCUCGUGGCGGGCCUCGCCUGUCUCGAGCUGUACAAGCUGACUCAGGGUCACAAAAAGUUGGAGCUGUACAAGAAUGGUUUCGUCAACCUGGCGCUGCCUUUCUUCGGCUUUUCCGAACCCAUUCCUCCUGCCAAGAAAAAUUUUCACGGCCAGGAGUACACCUUGUGGACAGCCAUUGACAUUCAAGGCGAGAUCACCCUCGAGAAAUUCAUCGAACGUUUCAAAGAAGACUUCGAAGUUGAUAUCAUCAUACUGUCUGAGGGUCCACGAAUGUUGUACGCCAACUUCCAGCCUCCGUCCACGAGACGUCUCAAGAUGACCAUGAGCGAAGUGUUGGAGGACGUGUCUAAACAGAAGAUCGACCCUGGCAAGCGCUCCUUAGAGUUUGCGAUGAUCUGCACCGACUUUGACGGCAAUGAAGUCGAAGCGCCACGAAUACGCUACCAUCGGCCAGCUCGAGACGACCUCGGGUAUUUUUCCUGA
This is a messenger RNA of Rhipicephalus sanguineus (brown dog tick), 1608 nucleotides long. Its product is annotated as ubiquitin-like modifier-activating enzyme 1. Gene Ontology annotation, biological process: ubiquitin-dependent protein catabolic process; protein ubiquitination; DNA damage response. Lineage: Eukaryota; Metazoa; Arthropoda; Arachnida; Ixodida; Ixodidae. Gene Ontology annotation, cellular component: cytoplasm; nucleus. The record is from RefSeq and is a predicted model, not a curated record. Gene Ontology annotation, molecular function: ubiquitin activating enzyme activity.